Molecule: messenger RNA, 671 nt
Organism: Paramecium sonneborni
Lineage: Eukaryota; Ciliophora; Oligohymenophorea; Peniculida; Parameciidae
Source: the annotation of a GenBank genome assembly
AUGAAAGCCGAAAAUCACCAACUUAUUCAAAAUCCAACCUUACCCACAAUUAUGAAUAAUGAAGAUUAAAUUCAAGAAAGCAAUUUAUAUUAUGUUAACAGACCUUCUUAAGAAGCAAUUAUUUAAAAUUUUACAUAGAAAUAUAGAGAUAAUACUAAAAAGUAGAUUCUAAACAAAAAUCUCGAUCCUGAAAAUAAAAAAAUGGCAUUUUUUUAAUAGUUAUAAAAACUUCAAUUAUCUGAGGACAAACAUAAAAAAACUGACUAAUACUUUACAUACUAUAAAAAAGAACACUUAUAAAAAUCAGUUAAUUCAAGUAAAGGUUAAUAUAAAUGUACAAAAAUGAAAAUUUUUGAAAGAGAUAGGAUUAAUAGUGAGAGAACCAAUUAAACAUAUUAGUAAUUAAGAGAAUAUAGUAUAAUUGAUGAUAUUGUUUAAAAUUAAGAUAUAAUAGCUAAAUAAAAAGGUUUAUUAGAAAAAGUGUAAGAUCUUAAGAAAUUGAAAUUAUUAAAGUAAUACAAAUUCAAUCAGUAUUAUAAAAUAAUAAUCAAUUUAGUUAUUGCUUGCCAGGGGUUGGUAAAUCUCCAUAUGUUUUUAAUGAUACUCAUUCAAAGUGUACUAAUCCUGGAUAUUCUAGAAAUAUUGAAGGAGGAAAGUUUUUUACAAGAUGA